Molecule: messenger RNA, 1956 nt
Organism: Pocillopora damicornis (cauliflower coral)
Lineage: Eukaryota; Metazoa; Cnidaria; Anthozoa; Scleractinia; Pocilloporidae
Product: MAP3K12-binding inhibitory protein 1
Source: RefSeq, a predicted model, not a curated record
AGCCAUUGUGACAAAAAAGAAGGAACUGACCCAGUUGGAAUGAGUCCCAAGGCUAAGAAAAUGAAGCCAGAGGAUGAUCACGAAGAUAAAACUGUAUCUGACAACAUCGAAGAAUUAGACACAUCACUUAUUCAAGUUAAUGCUUCAAAGGCUGAGAUUGAUAGGAGAAUUUCAGCUUUCAUGCAAAGGAAACGUUUGGAGGUGGAUCUACUUAACAAGAGGGAGUUUUGUAGCAUCAUUGAUACAGAAAAUAACAAUGAAUUUAGCUGUGCACGAGUUGAUGCAGUGUUUGUGCACAGACAUGGACAAAAAAGCCACAUUAAAGUGACACAGGUUGAAAACACAAGUAGUGCAAGUGAGGCACAAGCACUUGGACCUGAGUUCUCAAAGCAAAGAACCCCAGUAGCUUCUCAAAUUGGCAUGGGAGUUAGUUCUUGCCACAGCACAGAGGAGCGCAUCAGAAACAUAGAGAUCCACCUCGGAUACAGACCAGAGAGACCUGUACCACAAGACGUUUACAAGAGACUCUCAGAUCUUGAAAAAAGAAUACUGCACCUGGAAGGCCUCUCGCCAGAGUACUUCAGGAAGAACCCUGACAAAGGGAGAGAUGGAAUCAUUUCUUCAGGGGGAGAAUUGUCCUUUGGUUCUACUCAGAACCUCACAUUAGACGAGAUUGACGAGAGAAUCAGAAGCUUGCGCCAUUCAUUGUCCAAGGGAAUUUCAAGCUGACUGAAGUUAAUGCCGGAUUUUGAUACAAAAAUAUCGCUGUAGAAUAACCAUUAGCUUGUACCAGAUGUUUAGUUGGAUCAAGAGUCGAUCAAGGGUACGCGAUUUAGGCGCGUGUGAGCAGAUGAACACAGCGAUCAAUCGUCGGGCAUGCGCGAGGGGAUCAAUUUUAGUCGCCUGCACGCCAUGCAUCCUUUUAAAAGGAGCGAGGGAAAAGGAAAACUCGAGACUUUUCGAACACAAAAAUUAUUCAAGUACUGGUAUCCUGUUGAUUCACCAAAAGUUGUACGUCUCCAAAACACCGUGACUACCUUGAGUGGUUGUUUGUUACUCGUGUGACACAUCUGACAGCAUGAAAGCACCACCAUCCACCACCAGUACGACGUUUGCACAUGCGCAAACGUUUGACCGCUGUGUUGGACAGAUGGCUCAGAGAAAAUUAAGGACGAUAAUUAGGCUGUUUCAUUUACAACGACUGGAAAGAGCUAAAGAUGAAGUUAAUUGCCCGUUUCAAAUCUUGUUUAUAACCGAAUUGCUAAGUGAGCGGUUGAAGUCUAUCCACCUUCACAUAAGAGGACGGUGUGAAAAAUCUUACUAUCCGAGAAUUUUCUCCUCACAAUAAACAUGUGAUGUAAAGAGAAGCAAUCGGCCAAAAAUAUGGGAAAUUGUUACUAUUAUUAGAGUGGUUGAUUUUUUAAAACCGACCUCUUAAGAGGCUUUUCUUUCAUUUUAACGCUUUUAACAGCAGAAUUUAAAUUAGCCAACCGAAACAUUAAAGAAGAACACCGGUCAUUUGAUAAUGUCCGAAAAGUUUUUCUCGCUUAGAAAGCACAUGACUAUAUUCAAAGACUGAAUGGCAGAAAAAGAAACAGCAAAUUGCCAUUAUUUCGGUUCGAACCGUUUACCGAUUGACCUUCUCGGCGAGAGAGGUCGAAAGGAGGCUUGGAAAAAGACAAAUUUAAACAUGAGGUCGCAAAAGAACUUUCCUCUUUUCGCGUGGUAAAAAACACUUGAGACUCUAUCACCUGCAAUAGCUCUGAGAGAAACAUUUAUGGAGUAGGUAAAAGCCUUUUUUUUUUUUUUUUGGCCCAAUCAACUGCUUACUUCGUAUCUCAUGAAAAGGCUUUCAGCUGGUCAGGCUGGAUAUAAAUCAUUAGCGAGUACUCAGUGUAACAAUCAUAUCUAUUCAGUCUUGCAACGCUAAUGGAAUACAAGCACUGUUUACGGAUA